AUUUUGAAAUCCUGAUCAAAGUUCACGGAAGACUACCGUGUCCUGUUUAGAAAAUGAACCAUUCAUUAUCUAAUAUCACGACAUGAUGCCGGCUAUGUGGGUUCACUCAUAGUUCCUGUUUAGUUUUGUGUUUUUAAAGUCAUUCAGUCAGGUGAAUGUGUUGUUUUAUUGUGAAUGUUUUGACACUCCUCGAGCCACGACAGGUUAGCUAGUCAUGAUACCGCAAAGUAAAGACUUCCUCGUGCGGAUAGCCUUCUACUGGAAGCCGCUGUUUUCGGGGAAAUACCUGCUAGCGACUAACAUUAUCAGCAGUGGAGGAAUGCUUGCUCUUGGGGACUGCAUUCAGCAGAGCAGAGAGAAGAGACAAACCCCGACUAAAACCCGGGACUGGCAGCGCACAGGGCGUAUGUUUGCAGUUGGAUGUACCAUGGGACCGUUUAUGCACUACUGGUAUCAGUGGCUGGACAGGGCUUAUACAGGAAAAAUCAUGAAGACUGUUGCCAAGAAGGUCUUGAUAGACCAGCUUGUUGCCUCGCCAAUUUUUGGAGCUUGGUACUUCAUAGGUAUGGGUGUGAUGGAGGGUCAUGGCUGGCUCAAAGGCUGCGCUGAGUUUAAAGAGAAAUUCUGGGAGUUCUAUAAGGCGGACUGGUGCGUCUGGCCGACCGCACAGAUGAUCAACUUCUACUUCUUACCAGCCAAGUUUCGGGUGUUGUACGUAAAUACAGUUACACUGGGAUGGGACACGUACCUCUCAUAUCUCAAGCACAGGGAAAGCCACCAUGUUGAUGAAUUGGUGCAAGAGGACUCCUCAGUGUCUCCUCCUUCAGCUAAACCACUGGAUGAUAAACUGUAGUCCCACAUCAAUUCCAGCUAUAAUGUCAGAUUUUAAAGAUUAUUACUUCAUUCUUUCAGUAAAUAGAUAUAUAACUGACUUUAAUUAUUCAUAUAUAUUAGUAUAUAGUAUUAUCAAUUAUUCAAAUCAGGGUGAUAGCUAUCAUACUCCUGUACUGAAUCUUAUCAGGUAUUCACAAAGCAUGUCUGGACCUGUUCACUUUCUCACUAGUGAAGGGAAUUCUAGGGUUGUUGUUUUUUUCAGGGUGGUCAGCAACAGUACCCAGGCUGUAGUAUUUAAAUGCUUGUCAUUAUGGGGCCCAAUGUGUUUCAAGAAAACAUUCCCUACAAUACUUCAUUACAACACCAGCAGCCUAAGCCUUAACAGAAGGCAGGUUUCAUGGAUUCAUAUCGUGAAGCAGAAAUAAUGAUUCCUCCUGUAUUCACCUUUCAGCUGUAUUCCGUAGCGUUUUAUUCCUCUUCUUGGCUGACUGGAGUGGACCCUGAUGUCCUUUUCUGCUGUUGAGGCUAAAGUCCAACAUCCUGUGCAUUCUGAACUGCUUUUCUUUUCAUCAUGGUAGCAAUGAGUAAUUACUUGAGCUACCAUAGCCUUCCUGUCUACUCUGACCUCACUCCAGCUCUGAGAACUGCCACUUUUUACUUUGUCUUGUACCAUUUCGAGGAAUUUUUAAAGACUGUUAUGCGUGAUGAUCACCAGCCUCUAAAAUACACAAACCAUCAGGUGCCAACGUCCAUAUUUUCACAUUUCUGAUGGGAGCUCAAACUCCUGACCCAUGUCUUACGCAUUCCACUUCUGCCACGCGAUUGGCUGAUUUGUAUAACUGCGUGAUCGAGCGAGGAUACAGGUGUUCCUAAUUAAAUGGCCGACUGCCGUGGGUCCGUCUUCCUGUGCUAUGGUAUUCACACAGCUGAGAGUCAAAUCCUUCGUCUCACUAUUCACGCUUACCAACAGCUCAGACUUUUGCCAUCAGAUGAAUAUAAAAUGUUAGAUAUAAUAUAAAAUGUUCAUGAAGAUAAAUAGAAAAGAAUCACAGACGCCUCUCUGUGUAACAGGAAGUCUGAUUCACGUCAUCUGGUAUCUCUCUCUCUCAUCGAGAUUAUUUCUGCACAGAUUUAUUUCAGCAUGAAGUAAGAAAAACAUGAUUUGUGCUAGAUAUCAGUUUUGCCUGUUUCUUUGGUACUGAUGUUUGAAGAAAAAUGAAGAAUGAUAAAAUGCUCCUCGAUACUGA
Hemibagrus wyckioides is the source of this 2081-nucleotide messenger RNA. It is a transcript of the gene mpv17l2, whose product is annotated as MPV17 mitochondrial inner membrane protein like 2. Lineage: Eukaryota; Metazoa; Chordata; Actinopteri; Siluriformes; Bagridae. Gene Ontology annotation, cellular component: membrane; cytoplasm. Gene Ontology annotation, biological process: mitochondrial ribosome assembly. The record is from RefSeq and is a predicted model, not a curated record. The transcript is spliced from 5 exons. Bases 215 to 853 code for a protein of 212 amino acids.